Messenger RNA from Exophiala xenobiotica, 1430 nucleotides. RefSeq lists its product as uncharacterized. Gene Ontology annotation, molecular function: mismatch base pair DNA N-glycosylase activity. Bases 228 to 1214 code for a protein of 328 amino acids. The record is from RefSeq and is a predicted model, not a curated record. NCBI's taxonomy places the organism in Eukaryota, Fungi, Ascomycota, Eurotiomycetes, Chaetothyriales, Herpotrichiellaceae. Gene Ontology annotation, biological process: base-excision repair, AP site formation. The transcript has 2 exons.
CGAAGACCAGGAGUCGAGUAACACAGCUGGACAGCUGUGCCGCCUGGGAUAGGCGAGCCUAUAUGUGCGACACAGGGUGAAGCUGCGGCGUUCACUGGCUUUUGCCACCUUGUCGUCUUGCUCCUCAUCAUGCGGCUUCGCGUUCCGUCCGCUGGGCACUUCGCAAUUUGACGAGUGGGCUAGAGUGGCUGAUUGAGGUACGGAGCAGGCAAGAGUGCGGCCUCGGUAUGGGAGACCCCAAGGAGGAAGAAGAUGCUCAGAGCCGCCGAUAUUCAAGCUCGCCGGAGCCGGAUCAAUCCGCUUUCAAGACUCGAAUGAUGCAGUUCCAAUAUUCUGCUGCCGCAGACUCGCCCAGCCCACGACGAUCCUCCCGAAUCUCAAGCAGACCUUCACCUAGUCAUACUCCAAGUCCUGCUAGUUCUGCACGGAAGAAACGACCUUUGGCCACGGAAUCACUCUCUCACGGAACGGACGAGCUUGACGAAACUUCGGAUCUUGACUCUCCAGUUACGAAAGGCGGUGCUGUAACGCCGAAGUUAAAGAAGAGGAGGAGCACAACAAAAGAGCGUUCAGCAAAGGACCCGUACAGUCCGGCCAAUAACCUGGUAGACAGCCUGCGACCAGGAUUGACCUUGGUCUGCAUCGGCCUCAAUCCAGGGCUUAUGACUGCUGCGACUGGGCACGCUUAUGCACAUCCAUCCAAUCGAUUCUGGCAUCUGCUUCACGAUAGUGGUGUCACGCCAAAGAAGCACAUCCCAGCCGAGACACGAGACUUGAUGGACUUGUAUCAGAUUGGCAAUACAAAUAUAUGUGAGCGGCCUACAAGGAGCGGAGAUGGGCUGAGCAAGCAAGAAUUGGAAGAGGGAGCUGUCGUUCUCGACAAGAAAAUCGCCACAUUCAGGCCAGAGGCUGUCGUGAUUGUCGGGAAGGGCAUCUGGGAAUCUCUCUGGCUCGUGAAGAAAGGACAGAAAAAGUUCAACGACCCAAACUUUCAUUGGGGCUGGCAAGAUGAGGACAUGCAAAUCGGCAGGACGAUGGAUGCCGAGGGGGAAGUCGUAUGGCCUGGCUCAAAGACGUUUGUGGCAACCUCUACAAGCGGUCUCGCAGCGACUCUCAGACCAGCAGAGAAACUUGCUAUCUGGAAACCGCUGGGUGAUUGGAUGACUUUGAAACGAAAAGAGAGGGAAGCAUCGAAGCUUGUAUCGUCCGACUGAUGCAAGUAUUGGAAUAUACUACGUACCUAGGUAUACCCGAUGCAUUGUCCAGCCUUGUGACGAUGCCAAGACUCUGUAUAGAACCCUUUUUUCCGUCCGUGAUGCCUGUGCCAGCCUUGCUUGAAGGUGCAUUGAGGCCACGACAGUUCAUCACUCCAGUUCAUGGACUGCCACGAAAUCCAUCAUUUGACCCUCAUGAGAUGUACAAGGUGACAA